Messenger RNA from Protopolystoma xenopodis, 270 nucleotides. Lineage: Eukaryota; Metazoa; Platyhelminthes; Monogenea; Polystomatidea; Polystomatidae. The record is from the annotation of a GenBank genome assembly.
AUGACCGAUCGCUCUAAACUAAGCUUGUCGGCACCUUUUCCUAUUUCUCUACGAACAUGUAAAUAUUGUGCUUUCCCCCAGUCCCUGUUACAACUGCACGCGGUGGCGGAGAGUCAUCACGACAACCACAUGAUGGACUUUCUGGAGUCUGAGUACCUCAACGAACAAGUGACUGCUAUAAAAGAACUGGCCGACUACAUUACUCAAUGCGAGCGAGCCGGCCCUGGUCUUGGCGAGUACAUGUUCGAAAAGCUGACCUUCAAGGAGUAG